Geodia barretti is the source of this 1134-nucleotide messenger RNA. The record is from the annotation of a GenBank genome assembly. NCBI's taxonomy places the organism in Eukaryota, Metazoa, Porifera, Demospongiae, Tetractinellida, Geodiidae.
AUGAGAAACAUUGUCGUCCUGGGUAGCACCGGUUCCAUCGGCUGCCAGACCCUGGACAUCGUCCGUUCCUUCCCCGACGAGUUUCACGUGGUGGGCCUGGCCGCCGGCGCCAACCACGACCUCUUCCGCCAGCAGAUUGCCGAGUUCCGUCCCCGGCACGUCUACUGCAUCGACCCGCCUGCAGACCUGGCCCCCGGCAUCGACUUCAUGCCCAUGGAGGACAUGGUCUGCCUGCCCGAGGUGGACGUCAUAAUGGCCGCCACCACCGGCGCCGCCGGCCUCCAGCCCACCCUCAACGCCCUGCGCCAGGGCAAGGCCGUCGCCCUGUCCAACAAGGAACCCAUAGUCAUGGCCGGCCCGCUGCUCAAGGACUACGAACGCAAGUACGGCGGCGCCAUCCUGCCCGUGGACAGCGAGCCCAGCGCCAUCUGGCAGUGCAUCCAGGGCGAGACCAACGAAAUCCGCCGCCUGAUCAUCACCGCUUCCGGCGGCCCCUUCCGCACCAUGCCCCUGGAGGAAAUGGCUGCGGUAACUCCCGAGCAAGCGCUGAAUCAUCCCACCUGGCAGAUGGGCCCCAAGAUAACCAUCGACUCGGCCACCCUGAUGAACAAGGCCUUCGAGGUCAUCGAGUCCCACUGGCUCUUUGAUGUCCCCUGGGAAAACAUCGAGGUCGUGGUCCACCCCCAGAGCACCAUCCAUUCCAUGGUCGAGUUCACCGAUGGCUCGGUCAAGGCCCAGCUUGGCCCCCCCAGCAUGAGGCUGCCAAUCCAGUACGCCCUCUUCUACCCCGAGCGACGCCGCAAUCCCGACGAUUCCCUGAUACCCCGCCUGGACACCAGCAUCGCCCAGGCCCUGGACUUCCGGCCCAUGGAGCCCGAGCGUUACCCCUGCUUCGACCUGGCCCUGGCCACCACCCGCCAGGGAAAGACCUACCCCACCGCCCUCAGCGCCGCCGACGAGGUGGCCGUCAACGCCUUCCUCAAUGGCAAAAUAGCCUUCACCGACAUCUACCGCGUCGUGGAAUCGGUGGUAAACACCCACCAGCCAACCCCAGCCGAAACCCUGGAAGCCCUGGUAGCCGCCGACACGUGGGCCACAGCAGAGGCCGAGCGUGUUGUGGGGAAGUUGGGGUAG